This is a messenger RNA of Balaenoptera musculus (blue whale), 2278 nucleotides long. RefSeq names its product zinc finger with KRAB and SCAN domains 4 (gene ZKSCAN4). Gene Ontology annotation, biological process: regulation of transcription by RNA polymerase II. Gene Ontology annotation, molecular function: RNA polymerase II cis-regulatory region sequence-specific DNA binding; DNA-binding transcription factor activity, RNA polymerase II-specific. The transcript is spliced from 5 exons. Bases 258 to 1898 code for a protein of 546 amino acids. The record is from RefSeq and is a predicted model, not a curated record. NCBI's taxonomy places the organism in Eukaryota, Metazoa, Chordata, Mammalia, Artiodactyla, Balaenopteridae.
UGUUCAUUCCACCAAGACAUCCUUUGGGGUUACUUAUUGUGGGGUUCGGGGUGGGGUGCAGAGGAGGACGCUGCAAAGGCACGGACUACAGGGGGCAAUCUGUGAAGUUGCGCCCCAGGGGUGUCCUGGGCCCCUGGACACGCGGAAGGGGACCACUGCAGUUUUACAGUAAAAUUGUGAUUUCCCACCUUUCAAGAAUUUUCCGAAGAAAUACAGCUCCCAGCUAUAGUGAGGCCCAAGUACUGCCUUGGUCCAGGAUGGCUAGAGAAUCGAAGGAAAGCGCAGCCUUGGACGCCCAGUCUGCAGAGGACCGGACCGGGAUCCUGACCGUGAAGGUGGAGAAGGAGGAAGCCUCCGCCUUGGCUGCUGAGGCGGGCGCCCCAGUCAGCCCAGCUCCGGGCUCCGAGCACUCCCGCCAGCGCUUCCGAGGCUUCCGCUACCCGGAGGCUGAGGGGCCCCGCGAGGCUCUGAGCCGGCUCUGGGAGCUCUGCCGACUGUGGCUGCGGCCUGAGGUGCACACAAAGGAGCAGAUCCUGGAGCUGCUGGUGCUGGAGCAGUUCCUGACCAUCCUGCCGGGGGACCUGCAGAGCUGGGUGCGGAAGCAGCAUCCCGAGAGCGGGGAGGAGGUGGUGGUGCUCUUGGAGUAUUUGGAGAAGCAGUUGGAUGAGCCGAUGCCGCAGGUCCCAGGUGGUGACCAGGGGCAAGAACUGCUCUGUUGCAAGAUGGCAGUGUUGACAGCAGCUCAGAGGUCACGAAAUACCCAGUUCCAGCCAAGAAAAGCUCCACUCAAGCAUGAAUCUUUGGGAUCCCAUUCCUUACCAGACAGAGUUCUCCAGGUUCCUAGGCUUGCCUCUGGAGGGCGCUGCAGAGAAGAUGCAGUGGUAGCCACCAGGCUUUCUCCAGAGUCCCAGGGGCUGUUGAAAAUGGAAGAUGUGGCCCUGACCCUCGCUCCUGGAUGGACACAGCUGGAUUCAUCUCAGGUGAACUUCUACAGAGAUGAAAGGCAGGAGAACUAUGGCAGCCUGAUCUCCUUGGGUGGUGCAGUGCAGACGAAGAUCAGGGACCUGCCUCCAGACGAGGACCAUCCAGGACAAGAGUCUGGUCAGAUACCAUGCCACUUGGGUGAAGCCAUUGGCCAGAUUCCUGCACGUGCAGAAGCUGGUGAUCAGGAGGGCAGGUUACAAAGAAAGCAGAAAAGUGCUGCAGGGAAUAGGCGGCAUUACUGUCAUGAAUGUGGAAAGACUUUUGCUCAGAGUUCAGGCCUGACUAAGCACAGGAGAAUCCACACUGGGGAGAAACCCUAUGAAUGCGAGGAGUGUGGCAAGACCUUCAUCGGGAGCUCUGCCCUCGUCAUACAUCAGAGAGUCCACACUGGGGAGAAACCUUAUGAGUGUGAGGAAUGUGGCAAGGUCUUCAGUCACAGUUCAAACCUUAUCAAACACCAGAGAACUCACACUGGGGAGAAGCCCUACGAGUGUGAUGACUGUGGGAAAACCUUUAGCCAGAGCUGCAGCCUCCUUGAACAUCACAAAAUCCACACUGGGGAGAAGCCAUACCAGUGCAACGUGUGCGGCAAAGCCUUUAGGCGCAAUUCACAUCUCCUGAGACAUCAGAGGAUCCACGGCAAUAAAAACGUUCAGAAUCCUGACCGUGGAGAGACCUGGGAGAGUCAGGGGAGGCUGGAAAGCCAGUGGGAAAAUGUUGAGGCUCCCGUGUCUUAUAAAUGUAAUGAGUGUGAGAGAAGUUUCACUAGGAAUAGAAGCCUUAUUGAGCAUCAAAAAAUCCACACUGGUGAGAAACCCUAUCAGUGUGAUACAUGUGGAAAAGGCUUCACCCGAACUUCAUACCUUAUUCAACAUCAGAGAAGCCACGUUGGGAAAAAAAUUCUGUCUCCAUGACCCAUGUCUUAUAUGCCAGAGUUGGUGCUCACUCCUCGUUGAACUGAAGCCAGCCUGGAGCCCUUGCUGACUAGAAAAUUGUGAGCUGGGCUUUAUUUACUCCCACAUGUCAUCAGGUGUUUGUUAGAAAAUAGAGACUGGCUGAGAUGAAUUAUCUUCUACAUCUUAGAAGGUGAUUGAAAAAAAAAACAACUUGUUUGAUAAGAGGCUAUGGGAGAGUUGUCUGGAAGAGGUCAGACCUGAAAUGAUUCUCACCUUUUAGACUUAAAUGGGCUUCUAGACUGGCUAAUUAAUCACCCUCGGCCAGCACUUUAUGACGUCUCCUGGGUGGAUGGCUCUGAUUUGGGGCGCUGCUGCUCUGACUGUUCAUUUUGCCUAUA